Pisolithus orientalis is the source of this 839-nucleotide messenger RNA. RefSeq lists its product as uncharacterized. The transcript has 5 exons. NCBI's taxonomy places the organism in Eukaryota, Fungi, Basidiomycota, Agaricomycetes, Boletales, Pisolithaceae. The coding region runs from base 141 to 734 and encodes 197 amino acids. The record is from RefSeq and is a predicted model, not a curated record.
ACCUUUCACACACAAACCAGGUCGUGGCUUCUCACUGGGCAACGACCAAGAGUAGUACCACCAAUUGGCGAGGAGACCCAUAUUCUUGUUAAAUCUCGAUCCAGCCUCAGCCUCAGCAGUCAAGGACUCGUAGACAACCCAUGAUGGUAGAUGCUUUCUUCUACGGAACGUUAUUGCACCCCAAGAUAUUGCAGCGGGUGAUCGGCAAUGAUGGUUCGCACCUCCAAAUUUGUCCUGCGGUGAUAAAGGACUUUACUCGGCAUCAGAUCACAGGCGCUGACUACCCUGCGAUCGUUCCUUAUUCGCUGAGCCGGUCUCUGUUCGAUCGUGACCUCGAAGCGGACGAAAGGAGCGUCAGGGGAUCAUUGGUUUCAGGUUUAACGAAUGAGGACGUCAGACUACUGGAUGACUUUGAAGGGGAUGAAUACACUCGGGAAGUGGUGGUUGGAUACCCACUCGGGCCACUCGUUAGUCUGCACGACGUGCCGCCCGUCGAUGCAAUGGAGUCACUCGUAAUGGCUGCUGCCGCAUCGCAAGCCUUGGAGCCGGGGAGAGGCGUGCAUACGUACGUUUGGUGCAAGUCGACAUCAGAACUUCGACCCGAUUUCUGGACUUUUGAAGAUUUUGUCAGGCAGAAUGCUUGGAAGUGGAUAGGCCCAGGGUCGGAAGGAAAUACGGAUUAUGCGGAGGUGGACAGGCGGCGAGCAAUGGAAGGAACCAUUGUACGGUCAUAAAGUCAACUCGCCAUACUACUAGACUAGCUGUUAGUUGUAUCCUGUACCCAAGCAAGUUCACUGCUAUCCCAACACGCCGACCCAACGCCGACGCCACUUCCACCG